Messenger RNA from Varanus komodoensis (Komodo dragon), 3515 nucleotides. RefSeq names its product tetraspanin 31 (gene TSPAN31). The transcript is spliced from 6 exons. The coding region runs from base 162 to 800 and encodes 212 amino acids. The record is from RefSeq and is a predicted model, not a curated record. Gene Ontology annotation, cellular component: membrane. Lineage: Eukaryota; Metazoa; Chordata; Lepidosauria; Squamata; Varanidae.
CCGCCGACCCGGCGAAAAGCGGUCGCAGCUGCGCGCAGGCGCGGGGACGGAGGCCUGGGAUUUAAAGGGGUAGAACUGGCGGCCCCUUCGGGGGAGGGAGUGUUGUUUAGUGGGGUGCUUUUAUCUGAGGAGAGGGGGCUUCGUUACCUCUGCUGGGGAAGAUGGUUUGCGGGGGCUUUGCCUGCUCGCGCAACGCGCUGUGCGCCCUCAAUGUCGUUUAUGUGCUGGUUGGGCUGCUGCUGAUUGGCGUGGCUGCCUGGGGUAAAGGAUUCGGCAUUGUUUCCAGCCUCCACAUCAUCGGAGGGGUCAUUGCUGUGGGUUUCUUCCUACUUCUCAUCGCCAUUGUGGGGUUCAUUGGUGCUAUCAAUCAUCACCAAGUCAUGCUCUUCUUUUAUAUUGUGAUUUUAGGGCUAGUCUUUGCUUUCCAGUUUGGAGUUUCCUGUUCAUGUCUGGCACUCAAAGCAAGUAAACAGGAGAGUCUCCUGAGCGGCGCCUGGAAAUACCUGGAUCCUAGUACAAAGAACUCACUGGAAAAUAGCAUCAACUGCUGCGGGCUGUUCAACCACACUGAUUCUGUGAAAGAAUUCAGGAAAGACUUUGCAGCGUGCACUGCGGUGUGCAAAACAAAAAAUGUAUGCCCCACUUGUGGAAAAGUGAUGAUGGAACAUGCAGGUGAGGCCUUGAAAAUCCUUGGGGGAGUUGGCCUCUUCUUCAGUUUUACAGAGGUCCUUGGAGUGUGGCUUGCCAUGCGUUACAGAAACCAGAAAGAUCCCAGAGCCAACCCCAGUGCCUUUUUAUAGAACACCACCUUUUUCCCACUAUUGUUGUCCAUACCCUCCUUUAGUUAGUUGCUUGUCCCUUAUUCAAGAUACCCUCUUAGUAUCACUUGAAAACAAAGCAACCCUCUUGAGGAAAGAAGGAUUUUGCCACGGUGCCAAAAUGCUGAUUGGAUGAACUAGCAGCGCAAGGGCCGCAUCCUUGACAUGAAGCCUUUGGCAGUUGGCAAAGACAACCCAGUGCUGAACGCAAACGGAAGCCAUUAGUUGCUCCCAAGUAGGGUGACCUAUAGUCUUGUCCUGUUGCUCGCACCAUUGUUGCUCAUAGUUACAAUCACUGUGGUGUUUUUAAAACUUGCCUUUUAGGUUGUUACAUUCAUUUUUAAGGCUUUUUCUAAAGCUGGUCCCCUCCUAACGAUGUCCGUGCUGUAGCAGGGCCAAGUGCUCUGCUGCCCCACUGCAUGAGCACAGGAGGAGCCCUGCUUCUGCCGUAACGGCCUUCCGCAGAUCUGCACUUCGCUCGUCUCACUCGUGCAGGCUCAGCAGAUUCAAGUGCCACAUGAAACAGCUCUAGGGAAGGUUUAGAUUUUAGCCAAACAUUCAGGGUACAAGUACUGGUGUUUUAUUUUUGAUUUUUUUAAUUCUUAAAUAGAAGUAUGUCUGAAUUCAUGAUUUACAAUCAUACAUACAGGUGACCUCUUUCUGAAGGGAAAGCAGGGACCUGUGUAAACCUGUCCAGAGAACUGGAUUACUCAUAAUGUAACUAAGGUCACAUCUGUUACAAAUUCUUUAAGCUGGGUUGAAAGCAGUCUCUCUCAUGGCUUGUUCCAAGGGAACAACAGGGGCUAUACAAUAUUGUUAGUUUGCUACUAAGACUUACCAUUCCAGGUCCUUUUGAUUUACCACUACCCUUGUAGUUCCUCGGCUGGGGAAAUGAGACUGAACUGCUUGCAUGCAUUGUGUGAAGAUAAGCCCUGCUCAAACUUCUGUCUCUAUAUCUGUUUGCAUAUAGAGGAUUUAAAGCUGCAUGUGUGGGGCAUUUUCUCUUGGUUGAGAACUUGCUUACCUUCCUGUAAAUGCUUCUAAUCUCAGUCCACAACCAUUUUGAGAAGUCAUUUAGAAUCUAGAUUCUCCAGGUUCUGUAAAAACUGUAACCACAAUUCUGCUGACUACUGAAACACUGCAAAUUUGCACUGAGCUCCUUCCCUGCUCUCACUCUAGGUUGGCAGACUAGGAAAGGGCUCUUUUGGCUGUGGGUAGCUUCUCCUAACCAAGUUUUCCUUUCAAAGAUCUAUUUUGGUUGGUUUAGGAAAGUCAUGUGAGGGUGUCGCCAACCUUGGAGCAUUUACUCACUUGCUGGUGGAGAUCUUUGGCAUCCUGUAAAAGGCCCCUUUUGAAUUGCAGCUUUAUUUCAUCUUAUCCUGCACCUUGGAAAACAUCCAUGUUAAACUUCUUUUGGAGCCAAGACUGGAAGGUGCUGUUGCCUGUUUUAGCACAGCAGAGGAGUAAGCACUGUAACAAUUCAUCUUUGCCAGAGAUUGGGCAAGGGCAGAUUUUUCCCCCGCCCCCUCACCCCCCCCCAAAAGAGAAGUUUUACAGUGGUGGGAAAGGGAAAACUACAUUUAGGAGGCAAGCUUGCAAAGGACUACUUCUUUGCUGUCAUUUUCUGCCCAAGUGCCAAGAAUGUUCUCUUUUCCUGCAAGCCAAUUCUGUAAGGGCAAGCAAGGCACCUCCCAGGUGCGGGAAGGCUCUCUAGUGUGUCUUCACAUGAAAAGAAGCCUGUUCUUCUAGGCAUCAACAGAAAAAGGGCAUCUACCCACUUCCUCUUAAUGCCGGCACUUGGCAGACUGUGGAAAGAAAGGUAACCGAAGGCCAAGUAAGAGUGAAGGUGAAAACCUUACGGAGAAAUAUUGGAAAUGUUAUGUUGCAGCCUUGUGACAGUUCCAACAAGAACAAGCAGCACUAUGCUAUUUACUGGCAGGACAACGGUGCCUUUUGCAAACACCGCUGCUCCAGACAGAGGUCCAGGAAGGUGGGCAACCUUUGCAGUCACAGUCCUUGCUAGGGGAUGUCCUGCUCAGCUCCUAGAGGAGGAAGCAACACUGGACACUGCGACCUCUUCAUACCAUUGGCAUCAUGUGGGAGACUCAGUAUUAAGAUAGACAAAAAGUUAUAGUGUCAUGUGCUGCUUUCUCGAAGCACUAGCGGAUUGUUGUUUUUCUUUCUUCUUUUACACAAGCCUGUUUUACUCACAUCACUGACACUGAGCUACAGCUUCAUUCAAACUAUCCAGGGGAUGGGAUUUUGGUACUAAACACUUGCUCAACUAUGUUACCCUCAGGGAAUGAUUGGAGCAAGAUGACAUGCACUUUAUCUAGGGGUAACAGGUAACAAGUGACUUGUAGCCAAGUAGUAUUAACAAAUUGGUGUCCCAUCUUGUCUACCUUCAGUAGAAGGUUAGGCUGAUGUCUGCUCAGACACACAACCAGCUUUGCUGGCUGCUUCCUUUGGUGGAUUUCUUUCAGUGCUCUGAAUUUGCUAGAGACUAUCUCUGCCCUGUAGAAGGGGGAAGGGAAGAGUGAAAUGGGAUAAUGUAUGUGAAAUGAGGUUUGAGGUUUAAAUAUUCAGAUCAUUUUGCUGAACUCUACAAGCUUCUCCCCAUCAUGUGUACCUGGACUACUCCCACUGUAGAUUGGAGUUACAGUCUAUUUGAAUAAAUACAUUUCUGUCAAACCCAAA